Messenger RNA from Mytilus trossulus (common blue mussel), 882 nucleotides. Its product is annotated as ras-related C3 botulinum toxin substrate 2-like. The record is from RefSeq and is a predicted model, not a curated record. Bases 233 to 814 code for a protein of 193 amino acids. The transcript is spliced from 5 exons. Gene Ontology annotation, molecular function: GTPase activity; GTP binding. NCBI's taxonomy places the organism in Eukaryota, Metazoa, Mollusca, Bivalvia, Mytilida, Mytilidae. Gene Ontology annotation, biological process: small GTPase-mediated signal transduction.
UUCAUCUCAAUUUCAUUUCCUGUUUUUUUUAAACUCAUCAUUAUUUCCCAUAAACAUUCACAAUCAUCAUUGUUAUAUUUGUAUUUACAUCUUCUACAAUAAUGCCCUUAUAAACAAAGUUUUCACUGAAUCAAGGAAGAAAUUGCCAAGUUGAAAUAAAAACUGACACAUCAAUGAAAAGUGGACUAAAAUGAAAUAAUAAAUUAUUUAUAUCUACAAUUGGAAGAUUGAAAUGCAGCACAUAAAGUGCGUUGUAGUCGGUGAUGGCAAUGUUGGGAAGACGUGUCUUUUGAUGUGCUAUUCUACUAAUACUUUCAACGACGAUUACCUUCCAACAAUAUUUGAUAAUUAUAAGACUACUGUAAAGUUGGAUGACAUGUAUAUUGAGUUAGGACUAUGGGAUACAGCAGGUCAAGAAGAUUAUGACCGAUUUCGGCCAUUAUCAUAUCCACAAACAGAUGUAGUUGUAGUAUGUUUUUCACUUGUUCAUCGAUCAAGUUUUGAAAAUAUUAAUCAGAAAUGGAUUCCUGAAAUCAGACACCACCUCACAGGAGUACCGAUUGUUUUAGUGGGUACAAAACUUGACAUUCGACAAGACAAAGAACUAAAUAAAUCAAAACAUUCUAACAAAAACAAUAUCCCUGUAUCAUUCAUUGAAGGACAAACUUUAGCCAGAAAAAUAGAUGCCGUGAGAUAUUUAGAAUGUUCAGCAAAAACUCAGGAAGGACUAAAUUUAGUGUUCGAAGUGGCUAUAAAGGCUGUGAUAUGUCCAUCUACGCAUAAACAAAAAAACAAAAUGUGUAUUUUAUUGUGAUCUUUUUAAAUAUACUAUAAUGUGUUACAUACUUUUACACAGCAUUUGAAAAUAUAACAUUAAAAAUU